AUGAAUGCAAUAGUUGAUAGGAUCACCAUUAUUUUAACAAUAGCAUUGUGUAUGGUUUCUAUAAUUCAAAGAUCUAGAUGGUAUAAAAGAUGGAUCCAAAAUUUUAUUGAAAAUGGUAUAUUAUUAAGAAAUGCUGGCCACCAUUGGUUUCGAAUAGAUAAUGGGAUUAUACUGGAAAGUCCUGGUUUCAAGAUGACAGAAAAGAAAGUUAUUUCAAAUUUUAUAAACCGUGAUAGUGCAAUUUCAUUCAAUGAACUGAGAGAGACAUUGUUUAAUCUGAAAGGUUAUAGGGAUGCAUGCAUAAGACAUAAUAAUACAAAGCUGACACGGUUUAAAGAAUUGGAUGAAAAGCAAAGAAUACAACUGAUUGAUAUCGGUUAUAUUAGGAAAAUCCAAGAAGUAGAAUCUAGUAUUAACCGUGAUUCGAAUGUUGUUAAUAAAAUCAUAGAGACAACCCUUCAUCAACUUUAUAAAGAUAAUAAGAAUAAUGAAUCAUCAGAAUAUAUGAGACUUAUCAUUGAAUUGGUUCGAAGUCUAGGAUAUGAUAUGAACUCAAAUGGUGAAAUUAUUACAUUAAAAGAAAAAAAUGGAAAGCUACAUUAA
Messenger RNA from Arxiozyma heterogenica, 603 nucleotides. RefSeq lists its product as uncharacterized. The record is from RefSeq and is a predicted model, not a curated record. The transcript has a single exon. The coding region runs from base 1 to 603 and encodes 200 amino acids. NCBI's taxonomy places the organism in Eukaryota, Fungi, Ascomycota, Saccharomycetes, Saccharomycetales, Saccharomycetaceae.